UUUACAAUAUGGUCUAAACUUGGAAUUUAGCAUUAAUUUUAAUUUAAAGUUCCCCCAUUUUCUGGCGUUUUUAUUUUUCGCUGGUACGAAUUUGCAAAAUCCGAAGCUAAAUAAGAAGGAAGAGAAGCCAUAAUCUGUCUGAGAGAAAAGAAGGUUCUGAUCGUGUUCCUGGUCUUGAUAGCAAACCAAAUCUUUCUGUCUUCAUUCUCUCCUUACACAUUUUGUCUUCCUUUACUCUUCCAACAAUUGAAUUCCAGGGCUUCAUUUUGCCCGUUGCGAAUUCAAGCUCAGAGAAUGCAUGUAAUAACACUUUAACUGGUGGUGCCAUGGUAAAACAGUAUUGUGGGAAUUUCUCUUUGCCAUGGACAUUGCGAAUUGACAGAAAUGUAUCAGAUGGCAACUGUACUGUAGCAUGAGGGCAGUUUAUGAUAUUAUAAUUCCAAGGUUUUACAUGUUAAAACAAGGAACUAGUAUAACUCAUGUGGUUCCUUGUUUAUAGAAGCAAAGAAAUUGCUAGAAAAUUGUAGCUAAUGCCGCUGUUGGCUUAGUUUGGCUCAAGAUUUGGAAUAAUAAUUGAAUUCAGGGAAAUUCAUUUACAUGGGUAAUAAGCUUGGAAGAAGGAGACAGAUGGUUGAUGAGAAGUACACAAGGCCUCAGGGGCUUUACAACCAUAAAGAAGUGGAUCAUAAGAAACUUAGAAAACUCAUACUUGAAUCAAAGCUGGCUCCAUGUUAUCCUGGAGAUGAGGAAUGCGCCUCUGAUCUCGAAGAAUGCCCCAUUUGCUUUCUGUAUUAUCCAAGUCUCAAUCGAUCAAGAUGUUGCAUGAAAAGCAUUUGUACAGAGUGUUUUCUACAGAUGAAAGUUCCAAAUUCUACCCGGCCUACACAAUGUCCUUUUUGCAAAACUUCAAAUUAUGCUGUGGAGUAUCGAGGUGUGAAAUCAAAAGAAGAGAAGAGUUUGGAGCAAAUUGAAGAACAGCGUGUUAUAGAAGCAAAAAUUAGAAUGCGGCAGCAGGAACUUCAGGAUGAUGAGGAGAGAAUGCAGAAAAGACAUGAAUUAAGCACCUCUAAUGCAGAUAUGACUGUGGAAGAUGUUGAAUACAGCUCUGCAGCUGUUCCAUCUUCUCAGUCACCUGCCGAAGAUGAGGAAAUAGUUGGCUUGCCAGAUUCUUGUAUGACCCCGAUCAGACCGCCUCCACCUCCUAUACCUAUUAGGAGCAACAGAAAUUUCAGGGAUGAUGAAUUUGACCUGGAUCUUGAGGACAUAAUGGUCAUGGAAGCAAUCUGGCUCUCGAUUCAGGAGAAAGGGAGGCACAAAGAUCCAGUUUACACCGAUGCUGCCUCGUCUGAUCGAUAUGCUGCAACCGAAGGUCGAUAUGUCUCUCCAGCCACCAUUCCAUUAGCUGGAACAUCAUCGUCAUCACCAUCUGGUGGUCUGGCUUGUGCCAUAGCUGCUCUUGCAGAGCAACAGCAGAUGGGUAGGGGACCAUCAUCCGUUUGUGCAAAUGGAGAUUCAUCAGUCUUCAAUAUGCUUCCUGGAACCACAGAAUUCUACAACCGGAUGAACACUGAAGUAGAAAAUUAUCCCACCGCACAAGUCCCGAUUGACACGGAAAAUUAUCCAACUGCACAAGUCCCGAUCGACACGGUACCGGAUUGUAGGAUGAUCUUAACGCGAAAUAAUGGAGAGUGGAAUAUGGACAAUCAAUCAGAAGAAGCUGAAGCUGGGACAAGCUACCCGACCUCUGACUCGACUGAAAAUGGUACCGAAUGUGCUUUACCCACAACCAACGCAAUUGAGGGUGGAAACCAAGCAGCAUUACCCAUUGUUCCUCAGAAUUUUGAGGAGCAGAUAAUGCUGGCCAUGGCUGUUUCGCUGGCUGAGGCUCGGGAAGUGUCUACUGGACCCGGGCAUCCCUGGCAGCCGUGAUUGUGAUCAUACUGAAACUCGAACAUUAUGUUUUAGCCAAUAGCAAAGUAGCUGGCGGAGCAUCGGUGGCGUAGCCAAGCUCUGAGCUAGGGAUGCACACAAGGAGUGGCUUGGUGUCUGUUCAAAGGUGAAGGUAGCGACUUCCUCUCCCCGGAUCCUCGGGCUGAAAAGGGGGAAAAGAAAAGAGGAAAAAUGGAAUACAAAUUCUUUUAGUGAAUUAAAAUUUGCUGGUUCAUUCAAGUUCUUGGUUGGCUAUAUUUCUUUUUUCCUCUUUAUUAUUGAAAUCUUGUCUCAUCAUGUUUACCUCGUGGAAGUUUAUAAUCCUUUUAGUGCAUCCUGUAAUGUAUGGUCUAUAUGUAAAGUAUUUCUCUCUCGUUAGUCUUUACCACUCAAUUAAUGGAAUUUCCAUAUCCAUUAUUCUUAUAA
Messenger RNA from Momordica charantia (bitter melon), 2355 nucleotides. Its product is annotated as E3 ubiquitin-protein ligase DA2L. Gene Ontology annotation, cellular component: cytoplasm. The record is from RefSeq and is a predicted model, not a curated record. Lineage: Eukaryota; Viridiplantae; Streptophyta; Magnoliopsida; Cucurbitales; Cucurbitaceae.